CAAGGAAGAUAAAUGUGUAAAAUGUUUGUCUCAGAAGCCUGAAGAUUAGAAUUAAAAUUUGAAGGAAGUUUAACCUGGGGGUAUGUGGCACAUUCUUGUGAAUUUUGGAAUGAGCCUCGUAAUUUUAGCCGAAUGACUCAGCUUUUCGAUACUAAUUUCGUACUAAUGAACUUCUAUGCUCAUUAAUGGGAUCAGAUGGAAUUAACCUGAGUGUUCGUAACAAUAACAGUUCAGGCUUCACAUAUAAUUAUGUGGUUUUCCAAAUCAUCAUCUCCCAUUUUACCUUAGAAGGAUCGAAUGUAUUCGCGUCCUGGUGCUUACUUUAUGGUCUUGUGUAUCAAAUUGGCUGCAUGUUCCAAAACAGCAGCCUUAAAUUUAUGAUUUUGUAUUGAGAGUGCUUUAUUAAUGCGAGUUUAUUCAGAUGUAAUAAACUAUGCUCACGUGCCUUGUAUAUCCAUCAUUAAUUUAUAUGUGUAAUUGCAGUAAUAAUAGCAAACCAAGUGAAACAAUCCGUGAUAUUUAGUAUAUCGCCAUCUUUUGAGGGGUUGAAGUAUUGCUAAUGCGUUGGCAGCUACUCAAGGUCAGACACAACUAACAUUCUCGUAGCGACUGGUUCAUUGGCCAGUAAUUUCCGCAUGGGACUAUUACGUGGCACUUUUCAGAAACAGGAAGACGACACUUUACAGUAUUCGAAGAAUAAAAUUAGCAUUGAGGAUAUGAGAUUUGAGUUUGCCACAAGGAUUCGAUAAGGAAGUAACGAUGCUACAAUGUUUGUUUUCACUGCUGGAGACACACCUAUCUACGUGCAUACACAUACACGCGCGCGGCCGUGGGGCAUAUAAUAUUCCAACUACAUCCGGAAUUAUACGCAACUUGGAACUUAAACUUGAAAUAAAAUUAUUACCUUAUAGAUAAAGGCUUGUUUGAGCCUAUGCACCACAGGGGGCGUGGAGGUAAAACCACACAAUCUAGUCUUUGGAAACCAACACAGAUCUACAGAUUUCUGCGGACCAGGAACAUGCUGUCGCCUGUUUUUUUGAACAGGACUCUCAGCUACAUGAAACAACGUAUGUCUCGCUCCCAUAAACAUCGUAAGGGAUUUAAAGUUGACUGUUUAUUGGACAGAAUUAACAUGAAGAACAGAGAAAUUCGACCUGGUAAUCUUGAAGGGUACAUGACCCUCACUUUCCUUGGAUUCUAUGAUAAGAAAGUGGAUACCCAUCAAGAACCAGUAAAAGUAGAAACUCUUCUGCUUAAAAUUUGUCACAAGAAGAGGAAAGAUGUGUCAUCUCCUAUAAUGCAGAUGACGGUGGGCACAAGCGAGGUGCCUAUUAAUCCGUCCGAAGACCACCCUCCUCCGAAAGCUCCAACAAUAUCAAUACCAACAGAAUCAUUUAAUCUGUCUAACGGCCAUCUGGUCAAAUCAUAUGUAUUACUUUUACGAGUGUCGUGUAUGUCAAAUGGUUUACUCAUGCCAAACGGAGAUGUAGACAUGGAACCAGCGCAGAAGAGGAGGAAGUCAUCAGGUCCACUGAAGGGAACGGUGGAGGAGACAAAGUUGUUUGGCUCUGAAUUGAUUGUCUAUGAUAAACAUAAUCGUUGCCUUCUGACUGACGGAGAUUAUGAAUUGGUACUCCAGGAAGUGCAGGCUAAUGUGAAGGGUUCACCCAAGAAACUCUCCUCCUGGGAAAGUAUUGGUGAAAUAAAGGAAGAAUGUGGUCCAUUUGAAGUGUUCAGUAAAGGUCCAACCCUAAAGUUCCAUCUUAGUUGGACAACUGAACCCAGUAAUGGACUAGUAGAUCGGCCAAAACCUCUCUGCCCUCAAGACCAUUCACUGGAUUCUAGCAGUAAUAAGGAGAACAGACCUGAGCGAUGCAAUAACAACAACAACAACAACAGCAGCAACAUGAACAUUAGUAAUGGUAACAGCAGCAGUGGCAGCAUUACAAAUGGCACCACCAUAACUGCCACUGGGAGCAGUGGAAGGGUGUGCCAGGUGGAGGAGCCACAGAGGCUGCAAAUAGUUUAUCAGUUCCUCUAUAAUAACAAUAGCCGACAGCAGACGGAAGCCUGCGAGGAUCUACACUGCCCCUGGUGUUCACUGGAUUGUGUUUCCUUAUAUGCUCUUCUGAAGCAUCUCAAGCUGUGUCACUCCAGGUUCACUUUCACAUAUGUGCCCAUACCACAAGGUGCUCGCAUUGAUGUGGCUAUCAAUGAAUGUUAUGAUGGUUCAUAUACUGGAAGCCCUCAUGACCUCAUUUCACAACCUCCAGGAUUUGCUUUCUCUCGCAAUGGCCCUGUUAGACGAACAUCUGUAUCCAACAUCCUUGUUUGCCGUCCUAAACGGCCCAAGCCAAGUCUUUCAGAAUUUCUUGAACUUGAUGAAAAUGAAUUUGAUGGACAGCGACCAUAUAUUACAGGACAUAACAGGCUGUAUCAUCAUACAACUACAUGUUUGCCUAUUUACCCAAAAGAGAUGGAUGUUGAUUCAGAAGGAGAACAUGAUCCUAAAUGGUUGCAGACUAAGACAAUGAUGAUGAUCGAUGAUUUCACUGAUGUCAAUGAAGGAGAGAAGGAACUGAUGAAGAUGUGGAAUUUGCACGUUAUGAAACAUGGAUAUGUUGGAGACUGUCAGAUACCGUUAGCUUGCACUAUGUUCCUGGAAGCCAGAGGACAAGAACUAUUGCUCAAGAACCUUUAUCGCAAUUUUGUGCUUCAUAUGUGUAGUCUGUUUGACUUCGGUUUGGUUAGCCCUGUUACUUUGUACACCACAAUACAGCGUUUACAGGACCUGAUUGGAGAAAGUGGUGAGGUAAAAGAAAUCUUGCAGAACUCUUGGCAAGCUCAGAGACGACAUUGGCUAGCUGGAGGCUGCAGUGGACAGAACAGCCAACAGGAGAAAACAGGAUCUGGUGAUACAAGUAUUAGAAGGAAGACAAUGACACAGUCUCUGCAGAUGGCAGGAAUUCAGCAGCAUGGUACUACCAAAGGACAAGUUAUAUCUAUGCAUGGACAGGGAAGAAAGUCAACCCAGUUGUCUUGUAACAGCCUUCACAAGGGACAAGCCUCGUCAAAUUCUGUGGACUCUUCUCAACCCAAACGCAAGUCAACCCAAGCUACUGCUCAACAAUCUUUACCUCUUGGUAAUAUACAGCAUAAUUCAUUGAAAGGACAAACUUCGGUUGGGUCAGGAGAUUCUGCAGUGAUGUUGCAACAGAGAAGGAAAUCAGCAUCGAGUUUGGUCUCUCAAGCAAAUGUUAAUGGAAGUGAAUCUCUAUUGAUGCAACAGAGGAGGAGAUCCCUUGGUCCACAAAACAGUACAAUACAGAAUCAAUCAGAAAUAGUACCACCUCUAAGAAGGAAAUCUUUCCAUCAGCUUACUUCAACCUCUGAUCAGAUUGGUAGUAAGAAUCAAGUUGUAGCUUCACAUAAUUCACAAGACUUGAUGUCUUCACGUGUGUCAGAAGUAGCAGCUGUGUCACAUAGAAGGAAAUCUACACCAGGACAAAGUCCUGACAUCAGUCAUAUGCACAGUAAUCAUUCCAGUAAGAGCAAUGGAAGCUAGCCAGAUAUGUGUUCAUUAGUAUGGUAAAAUAAAUGACAUAUGAACCAGUGCACUGGCUAUUUUGGAUUGCCAUAAGUGUUCGACGCAGUGUAAGAUUCAUUUAAUUAUGAAAAUCUUGUUCAUUUCUCUAACAUAUGAACAUGCUUUUCACCUUUGUUAAUUUUAUAACUUUACUGUUGCCAUUUGUGUUCAGAUUGGAUCUGUAACUUUGAAAGAGCAAUGUCUGUGUUUUCGUACUGUGUCAUGAUCAGUUCAGAAUAUGGAAUGCUAAUUUGGCCCAUGUCAGGGUAAACAUUUUCAAAAUAGCUAUUAGUUUAAAUUUCAGAAUUGACAUAAUGGUGGGAGAUACUUGUACAUAAACUACAGCAUCAAAGUAUAAAUGAAAUUAAAAACAAUAUGCCAUUAUUUACAUGUAUUGAAUUUUCUGAAUUCAAGGCACAAUUCAAAGUGCUUACUGUUAGUUGCAGUUGCACAGCUGUUAUGUUAUAAAUAGAUCUAAUUCAUGAUAUUUCUUCAUGUAUUGGUUCGUACAAUAAUGAGGUGAUUGCUGUGAAAAUUAGUAAACCUUUCAGGUAACAUAUGAUGAUUUGUGGAAUGAUUUCUACCUUCGAUGGCAAUCAGAAUUUGUAAGCAUAGAUAACUAAGUAGAAGAUUGGCAUAUCUGAUACGAACUUGCUUUUGUGAUGUGAUAUCAUUAUUUAGAAAAAUGGAAGUGAUUUUGGUAUUGGUAGUAGAUGUUUAAUUUCUCUGUAAACAUUCAGACAUUCAUAUAGGAAAGUGAUAGACUGAAGAAGUAAAAGUUGCAUUGUUUUGUGUUACAAAUGUUGGACAGCUAAUGAAGAAACAUUAACUUUCGUUAAAGCAUGUCAGUUCAAUAGGCUUAUCUAGAUGGAGCAAGAAUAUUAAAGUUUUUUAUGUUUUCUUUAUUAUUAUGAACGUUUUCCAGAAACAGAUCUCAUGUUCACUGCCAGCAGUUAAUGUCAUAAUAUUACAGUUUCUUCAUGUUUUCAUAACUAAUGAAACAAAUUAAAUUCAUUUGUCUUCAGCAAUCUAGUCAUGUCUGUAUCAAUCUGCUGUUGUGUAUUCAUGCAACAUCUUCAUACUUUUGUACUUAAUAGUAAGUAAACAUCAUUUUUAAAACUAAAGGGUCCUAUUAUAAGUCUGUGUUGUCAAUACAGAGGGCUGGGGAAUUGAGUGCUAAUAGCUAACUCUCUUGAUUCGUGUAGUAUGAUACAGUAUUUUGGAUUUUGUCUGAAGUGAAUCGCUCUUAUGAUAAUGGGGAAAAAGAAUGAUCAGAGCUUGACUUCAUACUUACAUGUUGCACUUCUCACUAAAUUUGUUUUUCUUGACAUACAAAACUGAUUAUUUGGAAUAGAAUUGAUUACAGGUCAUUUUAAGGUUAUUUGUCAAGUCUUGCAGAUUUCAAAUUAAGAAAUUUUACUGUAUUUAUUGUAGGGAUUUGAAGGAAACAUUUCCUAAAUAUAAGCAAGGACUAGAAUAGGAAUUUGAACUGUACCCUAAUGUAUUUUUAAAUAGUUAAAAAUUAUUUUUCUGAAGCACUGUUUCCACUUUAUAGCAUUGUUUUUGUCCCAGAAACCACAUUUGACUCUUCAAAACUGCUACUAGAUGAGAUUUAUGAAGUACAGUGAUGAGUCUUAUUUUCAGUAUUUGGAGAGUGAAAUUCUACUGAAAUGCAUUGUAAUUUCAUUUUUCAAUUAAUGCUUCUAUCUUACAUUUAAUGUGUUUCAAGAUUAAUACAUUUUCUAAAGUUCUGUGUUGUUUCAGCAGAUUCAAAAAUACCAUCAAUGAUUAACAAGGUUUAGUGCCAGUUCUAAGCAUGCUGUGUAACUUCACUAAUUAAAUCUGUAAUCUCCAAUGUUUGUGGUAGAUAUAAUUGCAGUUCUAUGAAAGUAUAUUGUAAUACUGAUAAGCGCAUUUUUAUGCUUAAUGCGUUUCUCCAAUCCGAAUGUUUAUUUUCACUUAUCCAAAUCAUUUUUAUUACUAAAAUAUUUUCUGUUCUGUAGAAUGUAUCAGGAAUUUGGGUAGCCUGACCUUGAAAUAGGUAAGAAUGGGUAGUAGUUUUUUUCCUGUUAAAAAAAGAAUGGGUAAUCUUUGGCAUGUUAACAAAGACCAGAUUUUGAUCACUUUGAUGGUUAAUUGGUGUUUUUACUUGUAGUUGUGAAGAAAAUAUUAAAUUUUACCAGUUUAGGAAAGAUUGUAGAGUAAUUAGCAUGUCAGGAUAGAUUCUUUGCAUGAACUUCCUCCAAUAAACUCUUUUAAUUCAGCAUCUUAUUUUCCAGAUAACACAUGUACUUGCCCUGUAGUAAUACAUAUGAAGUUGCAUUGAUAAUCUUAGCAUGUAACGUCUUUAGAUCUCCCCCCUCCCCCCUUUUCUGCUGCCACCAUCCGUCUUUAAACGUGAUUGUAUUAUUUUCUCUGAAAAUUAUGCAUUCCAAACUCAAUUUGGUUCCUUCUAAAACUAAUGUUAUAGUGGGAAUGAAGUAAAUUCCUUUUUAGAACAACAUUCAAGUAUGAAGAGUGAAUAUGCAUUGAUGUUAUAUGACUGUUCAACCUGAAACACAUUUUCUUAUGUAUGUGCAGAUUUGUUAUGUCAUUCUGAUCUUUCUUCUUUCAGCCUGCUAAGUGUUUUCCUUAUUUUUUAUUUUAAAUCUUAAUUGUAUGUAAGUUCAGUAUAAAAAAUUGUCUUAAUGCCUGAUUACUGACAUACUGGGAAAUGGAAGUGAAACAGAUUUUCAUCCAUGUAAACAAUAAGUGCCCUUCCAUAUUGCACAGUAGCACUGUUAUAUCAAAUUUAACCAAGCACUAAUAUGUAGCUAGACUUUUUUUAUUGUGUAACUGUACAGAAGUGUGUGCAUUAGAAUACCAAAAGCAAAUAUUAAAUUGUUCAUUCUGGUAAGUUUUGAAAACAUCAACUGAAAGUUGUGAACUGUUACUAUGAUGUGUUGCAUUAAGGAUAUGCUACUGCUAAAUAUUAUUUAACACUGCCCCGUGUGCUUUUGUUUCUACAGUCUUUGUCUAACUGAAAACUUAUUUAUGAAUUUUAUUUAAAUAAUGUAAAAGGAGGAGGCUUGAGAAAGUACAAUAAAUAAUACCAAGUUGUUUCUGUUUUGUAAGUGAUAUGGGAAAUUCUGGACCCAAGAAAAUUUGUAGUGAUUCAUCCAUUAACAAGUUAGAUUUGAAUUUCAGGCACAUUCUCUUUAUUUAGGCAUCAUUCAUCUCUACAUCAGUGCCUUACUAAAGUAUAGUAAUAUAACAUAUUUAAUUGUAUGAACAGUGUGUAUAGCAUGUUUCAUAGUGUUCUUGUAGAGUGUGAUCAGAAUGUGGUUUUUACAUUUUAUUGUACACUUCUUGUCCUAUAAUACAUUUCAGAAUUGUAUGGUUUUUCUUAACUAGAGUCAGUGCUAAACAGAACUGAAUCUUAAUAUGCAGUCAAUGAAUAUUAAGUUGAAAUAACAAAGCAGUUUGUAUCCCUGUUUAUCAGUUUUAAUAUACAUGAUCUAAAAAUAAAUAAUAUGGUUUUAAAUUCAUGUUCAUGAACAGUGUCAGUAAAACACUGCAGAAGAUUUUCAAAACAUAGCUUUAUGAAGAUUUAUCAGUGUGAGAAUUUCAACCUCUACAACUCUGGAAGUAAGGGACAAAGCACUGGACUCUUUAUGUUUCUCUCUGGUAUGUUGGAGCAAAUACAGUAAUUUUGUUAUCACUAAAUGUGGUCUCUGUGUGUGAAUGUUUGUAGUUAAAUGAACAAAUAGAAGAGACCUAUUCAGUGGGUGCUCAAACCAUUGGAUAUACCUAAGUAGAAGAACCUUAUCUAAGGUGGGAUAAUUAAGUUUCUGCUAUAAUGCAGAUUAAGAAAGAAGAGUUGGCUUCAUUGCUAGUGUUUAAAAUGGUAUUUGGAAUAUUGAGAUAUGAAACCUUUUAUCUGGCAUGGUUUUUACAAAAUUAUUUAUGCCAAGUUCUCCCUUUUUCUACACUGAUUGAAAAGUCACAAAACCCGAUCCUGACACAUGCUCUGUAGGAAAUGACCACCAUAUUUAUUAAUGCGUAUGUAUCAUCCAAACUAUCAUCACUUUAACACCAAAGGUUUUCCAAAAUUGUUUGGCACUAAAUGAAUCUCUAAACUCAUUGUGAGAAGUUAAGUAAGAAUGAUAUGCCAGGUAGUGUUUUAACAGUGAACACUGGGGCUUAUGGAAAAGAUGUCCUUGUACUUCAACUGUUGGAAAGACAACUGACAGCCUGGUACAAGCGAGUUAAAACAUGAUGUGGCCUGCAUGGGCUCUUGUAUGGUCACAUUAAUAAUGUGUUUAAUUAAUCCAGUUAAAUUGUAUUUUAUUGCAGUCAUCAGUGAAUAUUUUAAUGUGGGUUACCUGAUAAUUUUUUAUGUCUAUGGCCUGGUUGAUAGAUAGUCAUAGCCCAUUUUAGGCUCAUUUUUAUCCCUGCAGAACACCUGUUGUAAUCACUGUCUGUUCACGUGUUACAGUUUGAGAAUGGCUCUGGAUUUUCAUGAAAUUUUAUAUUUGAGGGAGGGGUUACAAAAAAUAUUUCAGAUCAUUUAAAUUUUGGUUGAAAUGAAUCAGCAAUAACAAGCACUUACAUUGAAGAUGUGCAUGCAUUUCUGCAUUGUGAUUAGUUGAUGCCAUUAAUAGAUUUUCCUGGUUAUUCACAAAUGUCAAAUUCUGGUUACUGCAUGCCCUUGGUUUGGGGUGGAGCCAGCCAAGAUGGAGAGUAUGGUGAAGAAUUCUGUGCCAUGACCUUUUGAAAUGCUUUUUAAUCACUUUGCAUGCAUUUGCAUCCCUUUGUAGCUCCUGUUAAAAUACUUGUAAUAAUUCAAGAAUGAAUUUUCAUGAAGACUGAACAAUUCUUCUGACCACUUUUACAAGUUGAUCUUCAUAAUGAAGAGAGCAUUGAAAAUUGGCUUUCAUGGAAUGCAAAUGAGUGAACAAGCCAGAAUUGUUAUGCAGCCUCGAAAGGAAGAUACCAGAAAAGUCAGAUGGAAGGUCUCAUUUCUCCAUAGAUUUUGAUGUUAUGGCUUUUAACAUUGACGUAGUCACCAAUGAACCUACCCGUCUGAUAACUGUCUCUGAUUGUUUUCUGCUGCAUUUGUAUGCCAUUGCCAAAGAUUCAGUUUCAGUUGGAAUUAUAUAAUAUACAAACUGAGAAUGAAAGGGAUAUAUUUUUUGUUUCAUAAAGCCAAAACCAAAUCAUUCAGUGAUAUAAAUUGGGUCUUAAAUGUUAGACUUUGGAAUGAGGGCAUAAUACAAAUGUAUUUGUUAUAUAAUUAGUACAGACAAGCCUGGAGAGAGUUAUUUGCAGAGUUGACAUCAAAUGAACGUGUAAUAGGAAUUUUGCAUGCUCAGGAUCAUGGGUUUUUAAUUCAGGCAACAAAUGUAGAUACAUUAUUGUGUGUUAAUGGUUUUUAUGUGAAAAGUAUGUUUCGUCUUCCAUUUUGAUAAUUACAAGAUUAUUGUUUGAUUAAUUUUUAUUUUAAGUUUUACUUUUAAAGAGUAAGAAGAAGACAUUUUAAUAUAACAUAACUUGUAGCAUAUGAAGGGACAGUUGGUUAGUUGCAAUAUUAACUAAAACAAAUGUAUGAAACUUGUAUUGGAAUACAAGCACCACCAUCUUGUUUAAUUUCUAGUUAAAAGUGGGACAUUACAUUCAGUUCAUGUGAAUGAAGAAUUAAACUUCUCAGAAUUGCAUAUAAAGCAGAUCAGUGUUUCUUCAUGUGUGAAUCUUGAAUCUAAUACAGUAAAAUAUUAUUAUAACAAA
Messenger RNA from Zootermopsis nevadensis, 9352 nucleotides. It is a transcript of the gene Su(z)12, whose product is annotated as Polycomb protein Su(z)12. Gene Ontology annotation, cellular component: ESC/E(Z) complex; nucleus; RSC-type complex. NCBI's taxonomy places the organism in Eukaryota, Metazoa, Arthropoda, Insecta, Blattodea, Termopsidae. Gene Ontology annotation, molecular function: chromatin DNA binding. The record is from RefSeq and is a predicted model, not a curated record.